Molecule: messenger RNA, 3667 nt
Organism: Parnassius mnemosyne (clouded apollo)
Lineage: Eukaryota; Metazoa; Arthropoda; Insecta; Lepidoptera; Papilionidae
Source: the annotation of a GenBank genome assembly
UUGUUGCUGUUGUUCUUUGCGAGACAGCUGAUUAAAUUAAACAAUAAGUUGAACAGCAAUACAUAAUGUUCAAAUACUUCAAGUAUUCAGUUAAAACAACUCCUAUGAUAUCACGGAAUUGCAGUAAUAAAAAUUCCAGCAAUGAUGGCUUAAAUUAUUGCGCUAAUAUAGUUAGAUAGACAGCACGACUACGAAAAUUUCUUAGCAACCCUUCUUAUGACGAAAGCUAUUCGUUCUCCAACUCUAGUUGUGAGGGCAUUCAAUGUAGAAGUAGCAAGAGUGCAAGAUCAAACUAGUGAUUUGCAAACGGCUGCUUUUAGAGUACAAUUUUGGCUUGAUACCCUUAAUUAUAUAUAUAAGAAGGAUCAAUCUAUAAGCAAAAUUCCUGCUAACCCUAUUGCGAGGGAACUGUUUAAGGUAACAUAAUUUUAUUUAUUGUACUUACAUAAUUGUAUACAAUAAUAAUCACAAAUUUUUUUCUCUUAAGAUACUUCUAGGAAUUUAGGACUUUUAUCAAUAAGGUUCACAGAAACAAAAAUAGAAACAGAAACUUUUCUAUUCAACAUAGAUUAUAAAUAAUUCUUAUAAAAUUUAUUAUUAUUGUCACACUUUUGUUUAAUUAUCACUGAUUCGGAAAAAGCCUCUACCCUGGGUUAGAACCAGCAAGAAACCCAGUAGGACUAUAAAAUAAAUAACAGCUUACCAUCAUGUAUGUUGCACAAUUGACAACACAAAACAAAUUAGAAAUAGCUUGUCAGCGAUCACCUCAUUCCCAGAGUUUAUACAUCAUUACAGCCCCUCACAAGUCAACUGCUGAACAUAGGCCUCCCCCAAGGAAUGCCACAAAGCACGGUCCUGAGCCACCUGCAUCCAUCGACUUCCUGCAUGUCUCACCAGGUCGUCACUUCAUCUAGUGGGGGGUCGUCCUACACUUCGCCUACCGGUACAAGGCUGCCACUCAAGAACCUUUCUUCCCCAUCGGUUGUCGGUUCUUCGAGCUAUAUGGCCGGCCCACCGCCACUUCAGCUUACUAAUCCGUUGGGCUAUGUCGGUUACUCUGGUUCUACUGCGGAUAUCUUCAUUUCUAAGUUUAUCACACAGAGAAACCCCAAGCAUAGCCCUCUCCAUAGCUUGCUGAGUGACUUUGAGCUUCCUCAUACAGCCAGCAGUGAAGGACCACGGCUCAGAUCCGUAAGUCAUCACUGGCAACACGCACUGGUUGUACAAUUUUGUUUUCAGGUUUUGAGGUAUGUCUAACGAGAAAAUGUGUCGUAGUUUCCCAAACGCUGACCAGCCGAGUUGAAUCCGUCGAUUGACCUCUCGGUCAAAGUUGGACUUACCUAGUAGGACUAUUUGUCCCAGGUAAACAUACUCGUCAACAACUUCGAGCUUAGUGCUCCCAACAACUACCGGCAUAGGUGUGACAUGAACGUUAAACAUGAUUUUUGUUUUGUCCGUGUUCAUCUUAAGACCUAACCUUUGGGAGAAACUAUUGAGGUCAUUAAGCAUAGUGCUUAGAUCCUCCAGCGAUUCUGCCAUAAGGGCUAUAUCGUCGGCAAAUCGAAGGUGAGUGAUGUACUGUACAUCAAUGGCGGAUGUUAAUACCGUAUCCUUUCCAGUCCAGUAGCUUGAAAACGUCUUCCCAUGCAGUGGUUAUAGUGGAUAUAACGUCACCCUGUCUUACACCUCUCUGCAGUUGGAUAAGUUUCGUACUCUGAUUCUGUACUCGGAUAGCCAUCGUAGCUCUACUGUACAAACACUUCAGCACUGCGAUAUACCGACAGUCAACUUAACACCCCUGAAGGGACUGCAGCACCGCCCAAAUUUCGAUGGAAUCAAAGGCUUUCUCAUAGUCCACAUACGCAAGGCAAAGUGGCAGAUUAUACUCCUCUGUCUUCUGUACAAUCUGCCGGAGGGUAUGUAUGUGGUCCAUGGUACUAAAUCGUUUUCGGAAAACAGCUUGUUGGGGAGGCUGGAAGUUGUCAAGUCUGCGUGCGAGAUGAUUAGUAAUGACUCUCGAAAACAACACGUAGACGUGGCUCAGAAGGGAAAUCGGUCUGUAGUUCUUCAAGAGAGCGUUGUCGCCUAUCUUGAAGAACAAGACCACCGCAAUUCUGCUCCACGCCUCCGGAGUAGUGCCACCAUGGAGGACGGAAUUAAAGAGCUUCUGAAGAACUUCAAGUACCGGUUUUCCACCCGCUUUCAAAAGCUCCGUUGUAAUUCCAUCCUCGCUCGGGGACUUGCCGUUUUUAAGGUGCUGGAGAGCCAUUCUAAUCUCGCUCAGACUGACUUCCGGGAUACCUUCGGAAUAGUGUCGGAUAAGACUCGCUCUUGGAUCGUUACUCACACUUGCGUGUGCUCCAACGAUGACGUGUAUAGCUGCCCGUAGAACCUCUCACGCAAACCUCUUACGCCACCCUCGUCGACACACUCUCAAUCUUUACAACGUUGUUAACGAGAGACUUGUGGACGAUAAAUCUGACACCACCUUGGGACAGAUGGUCGCCCUCCCGGUGAUAGAGCAAGUUGCCGAAUUCGAGGAUUACCGUGUCCUCCCCCUCUCUUCGGACCUCGGAUCUAUCUCUUCUUCCAGCUCCACGAUCUCGUCAGUGCUCAGGGUGCGUGCGUUGUAUGUUGCCAGGUCAAGUCGUUUUAGGUGGCAACCGAACCUCCACCGGAGAUUCUUAGCACCCCCUGCCCCGCCGUUACCAUGGUCGCCACCGUAGCCUGGAAUAGCGGGGCCGCCGGGGACUGGGGGCCGUCUCUUUGUUGCUCUAAUCAUUGGCGGGUAUUUGCCAUAGUUGCCACGCUUGGCGAGCGGGUUGGCAACCGCAGUUUUUUUUAUUGUACUUUUGCUGUUAUCAGGAAGAUGCUGCUGCCCAUCUCCUGCCUGUUUCCCUUUGUCGCCUUUUACGACACCCACGGGACGAUAUGGGGUAGUGGAUAUUCUUAACCGCCACUACAUGGUAUUGUUAUCAUCUAUAAAUUCCUUAAUAUUAUAAUAACUCUUUUUAUACAAACUUUGUUUCAUAAAGUUUUGGAACUUUGAGGAAGUCAAAUUUCAUAUAUUUGUUGGGACUUUGCUAUAAAAACAUAUUACACAUCGCCCCAAGAAUGAAUUACUGACUCUGUGGAGUUGUCUCUGUUCCUAGUAUUUACAGAAUGAAUAUCACUUAUUUUUGUAAAACUACUUUUGUCUUUGUGUACCUGCAUUACACCUUGGAUAAGUCACAGACUAUACCCAAAGCAUUUCUGUGAUUUCUCUCAUGCAUUUAAGAUAUAUAUAAUCAGCUGAACACCAACAUCAGUUGUCUAGUGACCCCUUCUGAAAUCGAAUUAAUUUUCAUGAAGUAAAUUAUUUACAUUAAAAAAAUGUGACAUUGGAUCAAAAAUAAUUUUUUCAAUAAUUUUACUAAAUUUUGGCAGUACAUAAAUAAGUUUAAAAAUGGUAGGGUCUAAUGUACUACCAGAUUGACCGCUCCGUGGCGCAGUGACUUAACAAUGAAUUGCUGCGCUGGGGGCCGCGGGUUUGAAUCCCGCACGGAACAAGUAUUUGUAUGGCCUACAAGUAAUUGUUCCGGUCUGGAUGUUUGUCCUCGUGCAAUUUGUAUUUGUAAACUGCCUCCACGAUACAGGAGAAAAUCCUAGAGUGGGGGUAACGUUUUUU